Lodderomyces pseudojiufengensis is the source of this 2241-nucleotide messenger RNA. RefSeq names its product serine/threonine protein kinase (gene CLA4). Lineage: Eukaryota; Fungi; Ascomycota; Pichiomycetes; Serinales; Debaryomycetaceae. Gene Ontology annotation, biological process: regulation of MAPK cascade; intracellular signal transduction; protein phosphorylation. The coding region runs from base 1 to 2241 and encodes 746 amino acids. The record is from RefSeq and is a predicted model, not a curated record. Gene Ontology annotation, cellular component: cytoplasm. The transcript has a single exon. Gene Ontology annotation, molecular function: protein serine/threonine kinase activity; ATP binding.
AUGACUAGUGUCUAUACAUCAGAUCUAAAGAGUCAUAGACGUGCUCCACCUCCUCCUCCUUCAUUAUCAACUACAAAUUUAAAUAACAAUUCAAAUUCUACAUCAAAUUCAAUCAGUGUAAAUUCAAACAAAAGACAAGCUGGAUGGGUACAUGUUAAAGAUGACGGAUUAUUUACAUCUUUCAGAUGGAAUAAAAGAUUCAUGAAUAUAAAUGAAAGAUCAUUAAAUUUUUAUAAAACUGAACCAAAUAUUACUGAAGUUAUUACACCAGAUCUUUUAUUGCCUUUAAAUCUUAUUAGUAAUAUAAAUUUAAAACCUCAACUGGGUCAUUCUAAAACUGCUCAAUCAUUUGAAGUAAUUCCUAAAAAUAAUGGUAAACCCAUACUAAUAUCAGUAAAAUCUAAUAAUGAUUAUUUAGAUUGGUUAAAUGCUUUUUCUACAAAAUGUCCAUUAGUACAAAUAGGAGCAAGUUCAAAUGCACCUUCUUCAAAUUCUAAUAGUCUGCCAUCGGUGAAUUCAACCUCGUUGCUAAAUGGUGGAAAUUCAAGUGUUUCAAGUCCUAUAAAUUUCACUCAUAAAGUUCAUGUUGGAUUUGAUCCAGCAAGUGGUAAUUUCACAGGUUUACCAGAUGAUUGGAAAAGUUUAUUACAACAUUCAAAUAUAACAAAUGAAGAUUGGAAAAAAAAUCCAGUUGCAGUAAUAGAAGUAUUGGAAUUUUAUUCAGAUAUAAAUGGUUCAUCUCCUGGAACUCCAUUAGUUAAUCAAAAUCAACAAUCUACUACAAAAUUUGAUCAAAAUAACACAACCAAUAUACAAGAAUGGACAAAACCACCUCCAAAAAACCAUGCACAACAAUUCAAACCAAAUAGAGCCGCUCCGAAACCUCCAGUUCCCUAUCAUAUUACUCAAGAACAAGCAGCUAAAAGUAUAUCUCCUUUGAAUAAUUUAAUGAAUAAAUCAGAGAAUCCUGUGCCGAUUAGAAGAGCUCCUCCUCCACCUUCCUCAUCAUCAUCACAAGCAAAACCAAUUCAAACUCCACCAUUGGCUCCUCAAUCAUUGAAGCAACAACCACAGCAUCAACCUACUCCAAAAGAACCCCAAUCACAAAAUCAAUCUGAACAACUUCCGCAACAACCACACCCAAAUGUUAAAAUACAAAAGAGUUAUAAAACAUCUACACAAUUAGCAGAGUCAAUCAAACCAUUACAAUUAAAACCUAAAGCUCAAAAAGAAACUACUCCACCAAUGGGUCCUGUACCUACAAAAACUCCCAAACAAUUGAAAAAAGAAAGAGAAAGAUUAAAUGAUUUACAAAUAAUUGCAAAAUUAAAAACAGUAGUAAAUAGUAAUGAUCCAAAACCAUUAUUUAAAAUUAUAGAAAAAGCAGGUCAAGGUGCAAGUGGUAAUGUUUAUUUAGCUGAAAAUUUAUCAAAUAAUCAAAAAAUUGCAAUAAAACAAAUGGAUUUAAAUGUUCAACCAAGAAAAGAAUUAAUUAUAAAUGAAAUUUUAGUUAUGAAAGAUUCUCAACAUAAAAAUAUUGUUAAUUUUUUAGAUUCUUAUUUAAGAAAAGAUACUGAAUUAUGGGUUAUAAUGGAAUAUAUGGAAGGUGGUUCAUUAACUGAAAUAAUAGAAAAUAAUGAAUUUAAAUUAAAUGAAAAACAAAUUGCAACAAUUUGUUUUGAAACUUUAAAAGGUUUACAACAUUUACAUAAAAAACAUAUAAUUCAUAGAGAUAUAAAAUCAGAUAAUGUUUUAUUAGAUGCAAAAGGAAAUGUUAAAAUAACAGAUUUUGGAUUUUGUGCAAAAUUAACUGAUCAAAGAAAUAAAAGAGCUACAAUGGUUGGUACUCCUUAUUGGAUGGCACCAGAAGUUGUAAAACAAAAAGAAUAUGAUGAAAAAGUUGAUGUUUGGUCAUUAGGUAUAAUGACUAUAGAAAUGAUAGAAGGUGAACCACCAUAUUUAAAUGAAGAACCUUUAAAAGCUUUAUAUUUAAUUGCAACAAAUGGUACACCUAAAUUGAAAAAACCAGAAUUAUUAAGUAAUUCUAUAAAGAAAUUUUUAAGUAUAUGUCUUUGUGUUGAUACAAGAUAUAGAGCAAAUACUUCAGAAUUAUUAUCACAUUCUUUUGUAACUCAUAAAAGUGGAUCAAUUGAAGAUUUAGCUCCUUUAUUGGAAUGGAAACAAAAAUCUGCAGCGACUGAAGUUCAUGAGGUUGAUAUUGAUGAAGAUGAUGGGUUUUGA